Molecule: messenger RNA, 3919 nt
Organism: Anguilla anguilla (European eel)
Lineage: Eukaryota; Metazoa; Chordata; Actinopteri; Anguilliformes; Anguillidae
Gene: bcas1
Product: brain enriched myelin associated protein 1
Exons: 14
Coding region: 171-1940 (589 amino acids)
Biological process (GO): myelination
Source: RefSeq, a predicted model, not a curated record
GUCCUUCAGCCGCUACUGAAACUAGGGAGAGCUGGAAGCUGGAAUACUGUUCACGGAUAGAGCGCUCAUAUAACCACAAUCACUCCCCCAGCACUGCAGAUCCCUGCUCCAGAGUCAACACAACGUGCUUGGAAUAAACAAUAAAAGCCUCAUCAAGAGCUUCAAGCAAGAUGGGCAAUCAGGUAUCCGAUCAGAUGGAGGUUCAGCCUGCCAAUGCAAAGCUGGAAAAUGGAGCGGCAAAUGGUCAUGUGAGCAUCCCAUCUACAGACGAGGGUGAAAAUGUUGCCUGUGAAGUAGCUGUAGAGCAAAGCAGUGAGCUCCCUUCCCCACCCACAAAAGAGGCCAGCCCCCCAUCAGGGAAUGAGGUGGAUGGCGACAAGAAGCACACCAAGGGCACCCCAGCAGCGCCAGAGCCCGUCGUCCUGCUGUCGUUCUCCAAGACGGAACCCCCCAGUACUGAUGCCCCCGAGGAUCCAUCACAGCAGUCUGUCAGCAUCAAUGCCUCUGUUGAAGAGGAGGCCAGUCCCCAGGGUCUUGAUCUCAAAACGGAAACGCCAACUGAGUUGGACUCCUCCUCCAAAGAGGAGGAGUCUAAGCAGAAGGGGGCAAAGAGGGCCAAAUUCUUAAAAGUUUUUAAGAAGAAAAACAAAGGUGAAGUUGAGAAGGAGCUAACUUUGGAGUGCAACAGUCCACCUGAAGAUCAGGAACCCUCUGUAGAAGCUGAGGUUCUGACAAAUGGUCUCCAUUCUGAGCCCGGAGCCGUAGAGGGGACCACAGCUGCGGAGAAGCCUUCGGAAGGUCCGUCUACUAACGGCACCCCAGCUGGAGGCGAAGCCCUCGAAGUCAACGGUGAAACUGUUCAGCAGGCGGACACCAAAGAGCAGGAGGUUCCAGCAGAGGACAAAAGAGUGAUGAACUUUUUCAAAACUCUCGUGGCCCCCAGUAAAGCUCCCAAAGAAGAGGGAGCCCCUCCCGCUGUCCCUGUCGAAGAGGUGAAAGUCAGCGAGGAGCCAGAACCGAAGGCCCAAGCCGAGGCGAGCCCAGUGACCGAGCCGGCCGACACAUCGAUGGCAGAACCCAAAGCGCCGGCCCCUUCUGUGAAAGUAUCCGUGCCCAGUCCUUUCAGCAAGUUCUUCAAAUCGAAGCAGCCUUCGAAGGGAGACAAACCAGAAACUACAACAAAAGCCGUACUGGAAGUGGACGCAUCGAUGGCCUCCACAGCCUCUAAACCCCCCCCACCUCCCCCGCCACCAGAGCCACCCAAACUGGAAGUCAAAGCAGAGUUGGCUAUCCCAGCCAUCAACAGUGCCCAGACAGAAGCACCCAAAGAUGCGGCGAAGGAGCCUGAAGCUGCCAGCAAGCAGAAGCCCGCCAAAGGCAGCCCCUUCCGAAAACUGUUCCAUUCAAAGGAGGAGGAGAAACAGCAGGAAGAGGAGACACAGCCAGUUGAGGAGGAGGUAACCGAGGCGAAGUCCGCAGAUGUCCGAGUUUCACCAGGUCCAUCUCCAAAAGCAGAGAAGAAAUCAGGAAAGUCCAAUCUCAUCGCCUUCUUUAAGCCUACGAGUCUGCGAGUCUCUGUGGUCCAGGCAUGUAGCUUCAGCAUUCUGGCCAGCUCUGCCUCUGCGACCCCCGACACCAAGGCGAAGGAAGGUGCAUCGGUAGCCGCGCCUGCCGUUACCGUGGAUGCCGCCCAGGCCGCUGCAGUGAAGGCGGAGCCCAAGCCUGCCGCUGAGGCGGAGAAGAAGCCGGAGGCCACACCCGCGGACGGGAAGCCCGUCUCCCAGGCCUCGCAGUCGGGAGAGGACGGCACCUCCGGCCCCUCCAAGAAGAUGGAGAAGAGGAACUCCGUCCACACGUUCUUCAAAAUCCUGGCCCAAAAGCGGCAGUCUGACACUGGAGUUCAGACCGACCCCGUGACCAUAGUUUACCCGACCAAAUAACAACACCCCCAUGUCAGGAGUGCCACAUCCCAAGUGCCUACUUUCUUCUUCCAGGGAAAAACAGACAGCAAAUGUAUAUUUAUACUGAAAAACAGGUUUCCUUUUCUCAUCAAAUGUAAGUGUGGAUUGUGGAAAGUGGAGGCUUUGUAAAGUUAAAAGAAAGUUGUCGUGACUGUUAGUGUGGGAACUGCUGUUUCACAUGGGGGUGGAGAAAGGGGAGGAGCCACCAGACAAAGAACUCAUUGCAAGGUUACCUCAAUGUGGAAGUGGAAGGUAUUUUUGAUUCAGGUUUUGAUGUCAGGUUGAUAGCUGAUGUAGAGAAAAGAGAAAGCUAGCAGUGACCGGAAAGGUGUUAUUUAUCUGUUUAAAGGGACUGGGGUGUUUAAAGUAUAGCUUAUUCUUUUAAAAACAGGAUUCACUUAAAUAGUUCUAAACUCUAAGCUUAUUUAUCUAUGCUUUGUGGUCUAAUAUGACUUAUUUUGUCUGGUUGUUGUUGUUUUUUUCUUUUUCAUUUGUGAAAGAAAAGUCUCCCUUGGAGCAUUAAAACUUUAUUGAAAUUGUGUUCAGCCAGCCUGCUCAUUGAAGCAAAUGAAACACAUUGAUGCUGUACAUGUGAGAGGAGGUUUAAUACUGAAGCCCUGAGCACCCUGCACAUAAUUCGCAGAAUCUCUGGAGCAAAGAUCUGUGCUGUGCAGCCUGGUUAUAAUCUCAUAAUGCUGAAAUUCAAUCUAGGUGUCACAGAAGUGUUACAGAAGGGCAGGGCCAAUCAGGCGUAAACAAAACACCAAAGGCCUUCAUUGGUUUAACUGCAAUGCGGCUCCUUAACUCCAAAUAAUAACAUUUAGACAUUCCGUUUUUACGUUUAGUAAAGCAUAUUAUCAGUUUGGCAUGAGCUAAGAUUAACCAAAUAUAAUGUACACAAAGGAAUGUAACACUUUUUUCUUUCGUUAAAAUCUAAGGCUAGAUGCAGUGCAUUUAAAAUGUGCAACACAGAUGUACCGAAAGCCAAAAUUAGGAAUGGGUGUCAUAUCACAUUCAAAACUAGUACAGUUCUUUUAUAGAAGUAUAUACUCUCCACUUACCAGCAGCUUACUGUUCACAAUAAACUGUGAACACAAGGUAACUGCAGACUAAGAGUUCCAUUAUAGAACCCAAAUUAUGGGCACAGAAACUGCAUCACAGAUGUUCAGGUGCUUUCAAAAGUACUGUGCUAAUAUUCAUAUUCACUUAAAUAAUAUUAAGCUUUUGCUAUCUAUUCCAACACUCCACCAUUUCAAGAGAGGAUAGGACUUUUUGGCCAUCGAUGCUAUUAUAUUUGCACAAAAAUUUCAAAAGCUUUGUUGGAUAUUUAUUUAAGACACUUAAUAACCGUAACUCUUUUAACACAUGUACUUGUAAAAGCAUGUUUAUAUUGGCUAGGUUUGCAAUGAUCCUUAACUCUUUAAUGUCAAGGAAAUUUCUGUAGGCCUCAGCAGUGGCCGUCAGCCUUUAUUAUUUUGAAUGCCAUUUUUUAUAUAAACCUCGUAAAUCUGACGAGAUGAAUUUCAUGUUCUUAAGAGACCAAACUGAAAACUUAUGGGGUUGUUCUGUCUGAUGCCAUCUGCAGUGAGGAAUGGCCCAUUAACUAAUUGAGGUAAAAUAAUUCAUUUGUGGGGACUCUGUACAUAGCAUAUACAGUUUAGGAAUAUGUACAAGAAAAUCUCAUUUAUCCAUGAAAAUGAACUGGCAACAAAUACCCUAAACUGCAAAUCUGUCCUUUUUCCAUGCGGCAACUUAUUCAAAAGAAAUUAAUGCUGUAUAGUAAAAUGCUUUUAGGCAGAUUGCUCUGUCAUACAAACUGUAUACAGAACAAAACUGCAUACAGUUUGUGUCCUUGUCUACAUUUUUCAUGUUACAUUGGUAAUAUAUCUUCUGGGAUUAAUUCAUACACAUUAUGAUGCACAUUAUUCCAAAUAAAGCCCUUGACAAGCAGAUAAUUA